Molecule: messenger RNA, 8065 nt
Organism: Nicotiana tabacum (common tobacco)
Lineage: Eukaryota; Viridiplantae; Streptophyta; Magnoliopsida; Solanales; Solanaceae
Source: RefSeq, a predicted model, not a curated record
GAUAUGUUGCUGAAUUCAUCUUCUAGUGAUGUAAGCAACAGUGUCAAUACUGUUAAACCUCUGGAAGAUGAGCAUCUACCCAACAAGCCCCGUGGAUGGUUGAACUGGCUAUCACGCGGCAUGCUUGGGGCUGGAGGAACUGAUGAUUCUAGCCAAUUUUCUGGUGUUAUUUCAGAUGAUGUGGUCAAGGAUAUAUAUGAAGCGACAAAAUUCCAGCCUGUGCUGCCACCAAAUGAUGAUGCUCCUGCAGACAAUAAAAUCUAUUUCUCUUCAUUGAAGUUCAGCAUUAAACAAAUUUCUGCUACUAUACGGAGCAUGAAGCUGGGUUAUGCCAUUGCCAACAUGGUACUUAAGGGGAUUUUUGUUGGGUGUGAGACUUGGGAAGAGGGUGCUGUUAUCAUUGCUGAAAUAAACUCGGCUGAGAUGCUCAAUCCAUUCAACAAACAAGUCGUUUUACGAACAAGGGUAAAUUCUGAUGGAGGCAAGCCAAAUAUUCAUCAACCUUCUCUAAGUUUCCAACUUGACAUGUCACAUCUUAAGCAGGCUGCUACUUUAUCUGUGAAGGCAUCUAUCCAGCCACUUCACAUAACCUGUGAUUUAGAAUGUGUCAAGAAUAUUAUGAGUCUUUCUUCCCUUUUGGAACACUCCUGUUCUCUGCAGGACACGAUUCUGUCGUCCAUCAACAAAAUUCAAAAUAUUAAUGCACGACUUCAGACUAAAAUUGGGCAUGUCUUAUCAAAUCGCAAGAUUGUUACAUGGAAUGUCCAUAUAUUGGGUAUUACCGUCCUUGUUCCUGCUGGAGAUGCAAAUUCCGACAUGCAGAAGAUGGUUCUUGAAGCAGGGGAAUUAACCUUUGCAUCAAAAGGUGACAGAGAUACUUUAUUAGCAUCGUCUUGUUGCACUAGUGAUGUUGUCUUGGGUUGUCAGCUUCAAGAUCUCUAUGAUCACUUUGAGAUUAACAUUAGUGAUCUUGAGGUAAAAAUUUUGACUUCAUAUUCCUCUGGAAAUGUCAACCUUCUGGAGAAAUUUAGUACCAAUAUCAAUUUGAGAUUGUGCAUUAUUCCUGACGAAUCAGAGUUGAAAAAUUGUGAGGUUGAUAUUGAGGUUUCAUCGGUUCUUGCUCACUUUUCACCAUUACUAUACGGGGCAAUUAUGGAACUAAUUGUUGAUUUUAAUAUUUUGCGUCUAUCAUCAGACUCCUUGGCGCUAACUACAGUUAAUGGAAGUGGGGUAUCUGCCGGUUUUUGGUUCUCCAUUGCUGCAAAUGUGAAAUCUAUUGGUUUCUUGAUUGAUUUUGAAAGUGAUGUAGAAAAUGCUUGCAGUCUCAUGUUUUUGCUUCAGACAUUAAAUAUUCGUUGCAGGUUUGAUGGAAAAGAGUCCUUAGAGGGAAGGGCCUCAGUGAAGGAUAUAAAGAUCCAUGAUUAUUGUGGUAGAAGUGAAGGGAAAAGCCUUACCUUUUGCUCAUCUCGAAGCUCGUCAGGAUCUAUGUAUCAGGAUGAUAAUGGUGUCAGAAUUGACCGUCAAACUGGGGAUUCCGAUAACAAAAGUAGUACCAAUGAUCCGUGCAUUCUGUUCCAUUACAAAUACUAUGAGAAUUCAGGAUUCAUUGGUCAUGAAUGUAAAUUGAGUUUAAGUGAUCUUGAUAUUCACUGCUACCGUUUUAUAAUUGGAGUUUUGGUAGGAUUUGUUGAUAAGCUAUCUAAAAUCAGAACUUCUCUUCGAGUUGCGGGCAACCCUUUAGUGAAUAGCAACAAUUGCAUUCCUAGUUUUCGUUCCUCGCUUCAAAAUUCUGGUUUCUUCAACUUUUUAAAAACUUCUGUGUCUGAAUGGGCAAGCAUUUCAUUGGAUCAUUUCCCUUUCAUCACCCUAACAGAUACUGGUUCACUUAAUCUUGGAGGUUUCUCAAACGAAAAUUUCGUUGAGUGGUGGAAGGUUCUCAAUUUAAGGGACAGCAAGGGCAUAAAUCCUAAGGCCGACAUAGAGAAUAAAACUAACAGUCAGCUUCCAUCUUCUGUUAAGUCGUCUUCUCAAAUUUAUGAUGCUAAAAAGGCGUAUUUCAUUGAUUUGGAGCUCAGCAACUGCAGAGUUCAUUUUCAUGAACCCCCUUACGUGAUUGGAACUCUUCUGUUUCCAAAUGUCAAGUCUGCAUUGUGUAUUUGCGCCGACUAUCUGGAUAUACUUUGCUCUGCUGAGGGUUUGGCUCUUUCUUCUUUACAGUGGACUCAUAUGAUGCAGGAUUUCCUUUGGGGUCCCUUGACAUCCAGUUCCUCUCCAACUUUGAACCUACGUAUCAGGAAAGAAAGUGAAAAGUCACCGUUGAAAAUGAGUUUCAGUAUCCAGAAUGUGUCUUGUGUUUUACCGCCUGAGUUCCUUGCAGUUAUCAUUGGUUAUUUUUCCUUAUCUGAUUUGAGCAGUCCCGGAUUGCCUAUUACAGAAAGCUCUAACUCUAACACUUCAAAAGACAAUGUAUGCACUGAAUUUAUGUUUGAGAUACUGGACUCCAACUUAUUUAUACCGACGGGGACUAGUGGAUCUCAAUUUCUGAAGCUUGAUAUACGACGGUUAUAUUCUGGUUUCACGCAAAAUGGUGAAGCAAAGUUUGUGCUGAAGGAUAUUCCUGCGGAGUGCUUGGUUACAGAAGAUGAAAUUGCUCACAGAAAUGAUUGUCUGGACUUAUUUGGAUAUGACUUAUCUCUAUCUUUGAUGCAAUUGGAAGAAGAAGCAUCUAAUUGUUCAGGUUCUUUUUAUGGCCCCACUUGGGCAAAUAUCAUCUUGAUUGCGCCAUUUAGUGCUGAUGUAUGGGUGAGAUUACCAUCCCAAUGUGAAUGUUGCGAUGUCGUAUCCUGUUAUCCAAGUUGCAUUAUGACAAUAGUCAAGGUUUGUCAACUCAACGCUGAAGGUGCAUCACUCAUGAUUGGGUGUGAAGCAAUGAUGGAUAUGAUAGAUCAGUUUUCCUCUGUAAAUAAACAAGCCGAAGCAUUCAAAUCUGAUAUCUUACAGUUUUUUCUACGCAAGGAGGGGAAAAAGGAAAAAGAUGCAUCUCUGCCUCAAGCCUCUCCUGAAAAUUUCAUGAUAAUCCAAGCUUCUGUGAGGUCAAUGUCCAUAAAAUUGCGAGAACAGAAAGGAGAAUCAGUUGCUUCUGACCUCAUUGGGGAGGUUAACAUGCAGUUGCUGUGUUCUGCCUCUUUAAAAAAUGAUGAACUCUCAAGGCUGAGGAUCUCCUUCUCUUAUCUACAGCUAUUCUCAUCACUGAACUCUGUUUUGCUUGCAGAAUGCUGUUCUAACUCUGGCUUACCUGUUAUUGUAACAACAUUUUCAUUGUCUGAUCAUGGUGCAAAUAUGCUUUCUGUUUCCAUGUCUUUGCUAGAUGUUUGGAUACAUUUGUCUGACUGGGUUGCGAUCAUCAAUGUACUCCAUUCUUCCUCUACAAAACAACCCAAGAUCUUAAUGACAAACUCAUUAUCAAAGAAUAUUGCACAUGUCCCUUUUGACCAACUCAAGGAUGAUGAAAAUGAUGGCCCACAAAAUUCCUAUCCAUGUCCAAAUAUUUUGACGUCUGAAGUAAAUGCGGGGCAUGUUUCUGGAAUUCACUAUGUUGAGUUGGAAAGUUUUAGUGUCCAAAUUCAUGUUCCUGCUUGGGUUAGAAAAGAUGCUUUGAACACAUCAGAGUUGAAGCAGGGCGAAAAGAGCAUGAAUUAUUUACGAAACAUGAUUUAUGGAAAUAGACACGGCCUUUUUACUGUUGGCUUUCAAGCAAGGAAUACUAAACUUUUUAACUUCGGGACUACUAUGAGAUUGAAAAUUGAUCUAGAUAAAACCUGGGGUACAGUGGAGCUAGUAAAGGAUGAUACCACACGCACAUGGCCCCUGUUUGAACUAUUUCAAGUGAACCUGGAAGCUGAAAUUUGCACUAGUUGCAUUGAGCGUAUCCAUGCGAAGGUGGAUCUUCAAUGUCACUGUCUGGAUGUAUGGUUAUCAGAUCACAUUCUUUAUUUCUGGCAGUUUGUGGAUUUUGAAUGUCCAGCAGCUGGGCCUUCUCAGUUUAGUGUCAGUCAAGUGAAAUUUGAAAUCCAGCUUAGAAAGUUUUCUCUUCUUUUGGCUGAUGGAAAGUGGAGUUCAAGUGGACCUUUGCUGGAGUUGCUCAUGACAAACUUGCUUCUUUGCUCAAAUAUAGCUGGAAAUGAAAUGGAGGGUUUAGUGAAGUGUGAAGUCCAAGUGAACUACAAUAACAUUGACAAGGCAUUGUGGGAGCCUUUCCUAGAGCCAUGGAAAGUCCAACUAAGCAUACGAAGGCAUGACGACCAUUCCCUUUUGAGUAGUGACGUUACUAGCAAUCUUCAUAUCGAGUCGACAACUCAACUUAACUUGAAUCUUACCGAGUCACUUAUUGAGGUUGUUUCUAGGGCAAUUGAGAUGACUAAAAAUGCAUGGGAUGUGGUACAGUUGACUGCUAAUUCUGAGAUCCCAUCAUUCUUAAAGUCUCAGAUAAGUGAAAAUCUGGACACCCGGAGUUCUCCUCCUUAUAUACUGCAAAAUCUGACUUCGUUGCCUUUAGAGUUUCAUGUCUAUCAACAGCAGCAGAGUGGUUAUGGCUUAGAAGUACCCUCCGUGAAAGGUGGAAAGUAUUUACAACCAGGAUCUUCUAUUCCAGUUUAUGUUAGUGAAAGUCUUGAGGAUCAAAUUUUACGCUAUAGGCCCGCCCAAUCCUGUGACCAAUUUGGUGACAAAAAAUCGGUGGAGCCAUCACAUCAUUAUAUCAUUGUUCAACUCGAGGGAACAUCAUUUCCUUCUGCUCCUAUUUCAAUGGAUCUUGUUGGUAUUAGAUACUUUGAGGUCGAUUUUUCCAAAUCAUCAAGGAAGUUUGAUAUUGAUACAACUAAGAAUGUUCCAAACAGUAGUAUAAAUGAUGGAAGGAACGGUAGAAUAGAAGAAAAAAGUGGCUUUAUCGUUCCUGUAGUGAUUGAUGUGUCCAUACAGAGUUACACGAAGAUGGUGCGGUUGUACUCAACUGUAGUAGUAUCAAAUGGAACUUCUGUGCCUCUUGAAGUACGGUUUGACAUUCCAUUUGGUGUUUCUCCAAAGAUUCUGGACCCCAUAUAUCCUGGUCAACAGUUUCCUCUUCCAUUACAUUUGGCUGAAGCAGGACGAAUGAGAUGGCGUCCUCUUGGUAAUUCUUACUUGUGGAGUGAAGCCCACAGUAUUCCAAAUAUUCUUUCAAAUGAAAAUAGAAUCAGCCUUUUGCGCUCUUUUGUCUGCUAUCCAUCUCAUCCAAGCAGUGACCCUUUCCGCUGCUGCAUAUCUGUGCAUGAUUGGUGCUUAGCGUCAGCUGUGUCACCAGAAAAAGGGUUUUCUUUGUCCAACAAUAUUCUAACACAGCCCCUUAAAGCUCAUAGCAAUGUAACUUACAUGCUUAAGUCUGAGAAGAGGAAUGUACAUCAGUUGACUUUAAGCAGUCCAUUGGUGUUGAAGAACUAUCUUCCGGAGAUGGUGUCCGUGACAAUAGAAAAUGCUGGUGUUUGUCGUUCUGCAGAUGUGUCAGAGGUUGAAACUUCUUUCUUCCAUGUUGAUUCUUCACAUGACCUCACAAUAACUUUUGACAUGCCUGGAUAUAAACCUUCAGCUGUGAAAUUUCCACGUGCUGAAACAUUUGGUGAAAUAGCGAAGUUCAGCGGAACAAGGUUCUCUUUGUCGGAGACUAUUACUUUUGACCCUCAGUCAUCAGAUGGUCCUCUGUGUGUUGCAAUUGAGAAGGUGAUGGAUGCAUUUUGUGGAGCUCGUGAAAUAUGCAUUUCGGUUCCAUUUUUGCUAUACAAUUGCACUGGUUUCCCCCUUGUUGUAUCUGAAUCUGUCAACUGGGCAAAAGGCCAUUUUAGUGUCAUUACUUCUUGCUAUGAUGUGGACGAGCAGGACCUAAUUCUCCGCAAGAAAGAUGGUCUUGGUAUUUUGACUUCUAAUCAAGAUAUGGAUACAGCGUCGAAUAGCAACAUUCUGCCUGUAGCUCCCUUGAGCAAUAACCUCGUCACAAAGUCACAUGACCCUAAAUUCUCUGGGACACAAUCAAUUGAGUUUGAUAAUUCAACAGUUUUUCACCGGGGUUCACAGAAGCAUGAUAAAGCAUCGCUUCACUGGAGUAGGUCUUAUACAAGUAGUCAAUCCAGCUUAAAAUCUUGUAGCUUAACAGAAGGUGAUGCUUGGAAGGUUAAUUGCCGGAUGUAUUCACCUAACCCAAGUUUGUCUUCAAGUGAAAUUAUGGUCCGACUGUGUAGAUAUCUACCUAAUUGUCUGAUGGAUGACAUUCCUAACGAUUCUUGGUCUAUCGCUUUUUCUCUUGUGCCACCUACUGGUUCGACCAGUGUAACGGUCCCACAACCAUCCUGGAAAUCCGGCUAUGUAACUUCUGUUAGUGCUGUUGCAGCACCAUUUUUGGGUAGGACAAGAAUUAUUACCUUUCAGCCAAGAUACGUAAUCAGUAAUGCAUGCAACAAGGAAUUGUGUUACAAGCAGAAAGGAACAGAUGAUGUUUUCACAUUGGAAUCUGGAAGGCAUUCUCAUAUUCAGUGGACGAAUACAAUGAGGGAGUUGCUAGUCUCUAUUAAAUUUGCUGAACCUGGAUGGCAAUGGUCCGGUUGCUUCUUGCCAGAACAUCUAGGUGAUAUUCAGGUGAAAAUGCGAAAUUUUCUCUCUGGUGCCGUGAACAUGAUACGUGUGGAAGUUCAGACUGCUGAUGUCUCUAUUAGAGAUGAUAAAAUUGUUGGGAGCUCUCAUGGUCAGUCGGGGACAAACUUGAUUCUUGUGUCAGAAGAUGAUACUGGCUUUAUGCCAUACCGUAUUGACAAUUUCUCCCAGGAGAGGCUACGUGUUUACCAACAAAGGUGCGAAACUUUUGAAACUAUGGUCCAUUCCUACACUUCUUGCCCUUAUGCAUGGGAUGAACCCUGCUACCCUCAUCGUCUCACUAUUGAGGUUCCGGGUGAACGUGUUAUAGGAUCAUAUGCUCUGGAUGACGUGAAAGACUAUGCACCUGUAUACCUAUCCAUGACUCCCGAGAAACCUCAAAGAACUCUUAUUGUUUCUGUCCAUUCUGAAGGAGCAGUCAAGAUUCUAAGCAUCAUUGAUUCCAAUUGCCAUGUAUUGAGUGGUAUGAAGACUCCACACAUCUCUCAGUCCAAAGAUAGAAAUAAACAUGUAUUGAAGCAUGAAAAUUCUUCUGACUGCAAAGAGAGAAUAUUGGUGGACAUUCCCUAUGUUGGUAUCUCUCUAAUAAGCUCUAUGCCAGAGGAACUGAUUUUCACUUGUGCAAGAGACAUUACAGUUGAUUUCACGCAGAGUGUAGAUCAACAGAGAUUCUCUUUUCAAAUCACCUCUUUGCAAAUUGAUAACCAGUUAACGUGUACACCUUACCCUGUUAUCUUAUCAUUUGAUGUUAGUAAGACGAUUACUAGUGGAGUAAGGACAGAUCUGGAGAGCUCACGGGAACCGGUACUUUCAUUGGUGGUGACGAAGUGGAAUAAUAGAUAUCUGUCACUAGUCUCCUUCGAGUACAUAAGUCUAAGAGUAGCAGAUUUUCAUCUUGAACUUGAUCAGUAUGUGAUCUUGAGUUUGUUUGAUUUCAUUAAAACUUUAUCGUCAAGGUUGCAGAGCAGAGCGUUACAGCACUCUAAUUCAACGGAGCAUCCUCUUUUUGAUGGUGUUUUUACUAUGAACAUCUCUAACUCCAUAGAUCAGGCACCGAAGAAAUCAAAUGUAAAUGAAUGCUACUCAGUUAAGAUUCCUGUGUUUCAUGGAAGCAGUGAUAGGACCUCUCUGCUACCUAUAAUAGUUCCAAUUGGAGCCCCGUGGCAACAGAUUCACCUUCUUGCCAAAAGGCAGAAGAAGAUUUAUGUUGAGUUGUUUGAUGUGGCUCCGCUGAAGUUGACUUUAAGAGGGGUCUUAUGGCACUUGCUGAUAUCGAGGGAGCACAAAUUCACCUUAAACAAGUAAUCCUUUCACAUCAGCUUGCUAGCUGGGAAUCUGUUCAAGAGAUACUAAUCGAGCAUUACACACAACAAUUUCUUCAUGAGAUGUA